Messenger RNA from Oncorhynchus nerka (sockeye salmon), 6681 nucleotides. RefSeq names its product collagen alpha-1(XVIII) chain-like. The coding region runs from base 297 to 3842 and encodes 1181 amino acids. The record is from RefSeq and is a predicted model, not a curated record. Gene Ontology annotation, molecular function: extracellular matrix structural constituent conferring tensile strength. Gene Ontology annotation, biological process: extracellular matrix organization. NCBI's taxonomy places the organism in Eukaryota, Metazoa, Chordata, Actinopteri, Salmoniformes, Salmonidae. The transcript is spliced from 41 exons.
GAAGUUGGUGUGCGUUAAUUUGAAUCUGGAGUAGCGCUAUAUGAGGGGAGAGUCCACGAGGAGCGACUGUGAGGAGUCAGAUUUCAGUGUUUUGGUCCUGGAGGACUGAGGGAGUCUUUGUUUCAGUUGGAACUGCGGGCAGUCCAAGGAAACCGAGAGUGAGUCAGGGGAGAUCGAGACAUUUUAAAGAGUGAGUGAGUGAGUGACUAACUGAGUGAAGGAUAGAGCGGGCUCCAACUCUUACCACUAUCACAUUGGAACAAGAAGACUUUUGUGUGGACUUACCAAGACUGAAAAUGACUUCCCGCAUCUCCCUGUGGUCCGUUGGAAUACACCUCACACUGUGGUACUGUCAACUGUCGACUCCAUAUCGCCUUCUGGACGAGGGAGGUUCCCAGGGCCAGAUGGACCUGACAGAGCUGAUCGGCGUUCCUCUCCCCCCCUCCGUCUCCUUCAUCACGGGCUUUGAGGGCUACCCGGCCUACCGUUUCGGGCCCGAUGCCAACGUGGGCCGCCUCACCAAGUCCUUCAUCCCUGACCCCUUCUACCGGGACUUCACCGUGAUCGUCACCGCCAAGCCCACCACGCGGCAUGGCGGGGUCCUAUUCGCCAUCACCGACGCCUACCAACGGGUGGUGCAGCUGGGCGUGGCGUUGAGCCCCGUGGAGGACGGGUCUCAGCAGGUGCUCCUCUACUACACUGACCCGGGGGUCGGGAGCACCCAGGAGGCUGCGAGCUUCAAACUGGCUGACCUGACGGGGAGGUGGGCCCGCUUCACGUUGACGGUGCAGGGGACAGAGGUGCGUCUCUACAUGGACUGUGAGGAGUACCACCGUGUGGCCUUCCAGAGGAGCCCGGAGCCCCUCACCUUCGAGGCCAGCUCGGGCAUCUUCGUGGGCAACGCAGGUGGUACGGGGCUGGACAGGUUUGUGGGUUGUAUCCAGCAGCUGGUUCUGAAGGGAUACCCCACAGCCAAAGAUGACCUGUGUGAAGAGGACGACCCCUAUGCAUCUGGCUAUGGGAGUGGAGACGACUCCUUCGACGACACAGAAACUCUGGAUGAAGUGAAGAAGGUAAUGGAGGAGAGAGAGUACACCGUGCCAGAGGAACCAUGGGGCACCCCUGUGCGCGCCCCUCCCACCGAGGCAUCGCCCAGUGACGAUGAGGAUGCUGAUGAGAUCUCAGGUCAGGACGUGGAGCUGAAAGUAGAGAGAGGACCAAGUCGGACUGCGGAUGCAGACUACAGACCAAGCAGUGUGACUUUCAGUCAGAAAGGAGAGCAAGGAGAUCCAGGGCCAGCCGGCCCCCCUGGGCCCCCUGGCCCACACAGUCUCUUUAGCAAAGGCUUCUCUCAGGGAUUGCCAGGACCCAGGGGCCCCCAGGGGCCCCCAGGACCAGCAGGAACACCCGGUAACGACGGCCAGCCAGGCAUUGGAGGGAUAGACGGAAACCCUGGAGAAACUGGAGUUCAGGGAUUCCCAGGCUUACCAGGAGAUCCUGGUCCCAAAGGAGACAAGGGUGAUUCUGGAGUGGGCAAACCUGGUCCCCCCGGACCUCCUGGACCACCGGGUCGACCCAACUCCUCCAGAUCCCCGGAUGGUGUGGACGGCUCAGGCUUAGAGUACUUUGACGGAGACACAGAGAUUAUGACAGGUCCACCUGGUCCUCCAGGGCUUCCUGGGCCCCCAGGUUCAUCCGAGGGCCUCUCUGCGUCCCCUGGGGCUCCCGGGGAAAACGGGAAGGAUGGAGAGAUGGGUAAACCUGGACUGCCUGGCGUUGAUGGGAAUGAUGGGUUCCCUGGUCCAACUGGCGAGAGAGGAGAGAAGGGUGAGCCGGGUCUGAGCGGAACACAUGGACCAAAGGGGGAGCCAGGUGCUGCAGGGUUCCCAGGUCUGCCCGGCUCAGAGGGACCAGAGGGGAAGCCAGGUCUGAGGGGGCCCCCUGGGCUACCGGGACCCCCAGGACGGGGCUUCAGCUUGGACCUGGAGGGACCUAUUGACAAACCUGGCCGUCCAGGACCUAAGGGCGAAGACGGGCAGGACGGGCUUCCUGGUGUAGCGGUAAAGGGGGAGCCUGGUGCUCCAGGAGCAGCCGGGGCCUCUGGGCUAGAUGGACUGCCAGGGCAUACGGGAGCGAAGGGGGACCAAGGUGAUAUGGGACCAAAGGGAGAGAGAGGUCAGGACGGUUUCAGUUUCCCCGGCCCUCCAGGACCUCCUGGGUCUUCGGGACCUGUUAUCAACCUCCAGGAUGUCCUGCUCAGUGAUACAGAGGGUGUGUUUAACUUGUCAGGGCUGCUGGAAUCUCAGGGACUCAGGGGGCCACGGGGUCCAAAGGGUGACUUGGGGAAUCCAGGGACCAUAGGGCCCCCAGGCUUAAAGGGUGAGCCAGGGGCCAUGGUUGCAGCAGACAGGUCUAUGAUGUCUGAACUCACAGGGCCACAGGGCCCCAAAGGGAUCAAGGGCGAUUGUGGUGUUCCUGGGCCAGCUGGAGUUACGGGUCCCAUUGGGCCAGAAGGACCCAAAGGAGAAUAUGGCUAUCCUGGUCGUCCGGGUCGUCCCGGAAUAAUGGGGCAUAAAGGAGACAGAGGAGACGCUGUGGGUGUGUCGGGAUCCCCUGGCCCCCCCGGGCCCCCAGGACGUCCCGGAAUGUUCAACUGCCCCAAAGGAACAGUUUUUCCCAUCCCUCCCAGACCGCACUGCAAAAAGGCCAUAAAUGGCUCUGAGAAUUCAACAAAUGGGGGGCCGGAUUGUCCUUCGUCUGGGACCAAAGGGGACAAGGGGGAGAGGGGCUUCCCUGGGAUGCCUGCCCCGCCACUCACAAUGCUUCCCAAAGGAACUAUGGGGAACAAAGGGGACAAGGGGGAGAAGGGGGAGGCCGGGUCACCUGGUAUGCGUGGGACAUCUGGAAUGGUGGGCCCUCAAGGAGAAACUGUUAUGGGGCCCCCUGGCCAUCCAGGCGUUCCGGGGUCUCCAGGUACUCCGGGGUAUGGAAGACCUGGCCCUGAAGGCCCCCAAGGGCCUCCUGGACACCCCGGAGCACCCUCUCCAGCUGUGACCAUCCCUGGACCUCAAGGCCCCCCUGGCCCAGCUGGACCUCCUGGGGCCUCUGCCGGGAUGGAGACGUUUCCUUCCAGCGAGGUCAUGAUGCAAAGGACGAUGAACAGCAGAGAGGGGACCCUGAGCUUCAUCUCCACGGGGACAGGCAAACUCUACAUCCGGGUACAAGAGGGAUGGAAGGAGGUCCUGCUUGGUAACUUGAUCUACCGCCCGGUCAAUAUCCCUCUACCUGACACGGCUCAGCCAGGCACCGCCAGAAGAUAUGGGCUCAACCUGGUGGCCCUGAACCAACCCUACACAGGGAACUUCGGUGGCGACGACAUGACAGACAAGCGGUGCUAUGACCAGGCCAUGGCCAUGGGUCUGCCUGCCAACUACCGAGGCUUCGUAUCCUCAAAAAUCCACAGCAUCAAUAAAGACCUGGUCCCCCAGAGGUUCAGACAGAGCUACCCCAUAACCAACCUCAGGGGGGACAUUUUGUUCAGUAACUACAAGUCUAUCUUCACUGGGGGUGGAGGCAAAUUCCCAUCAAACAUCCCAAUCUACUCCUUCGACGGACGGGACGUAAUGGCAGACCCCUUCUGGCCUAAGAAGAGCAUCUGGCAUGGCUCUAAUACGUUUGGCAACCUGUUGGUAGACCGGUCCUGCGAUUCGUGGCAGUCUGACAACAUGUCCAUCAUGGGCCAGUCGUCCAAUCUAGCUUCAGGCUUCCUCUUGGGACAGCAAGCACAAAGCUGUAGCAACCAGUUCGUGGUCCUUUGCAUCGAGACCAGAGAGCAUGUUUAACACACCGCUCCUCCACAUUCAUCUGCUCUCAUCUUAUCACUCUGGAAAGGUGUCAAGUAUAUGUACAUUCCUUUAUGAACAUUUCAUCAUUAUCAUCAAUAUUUUCCUCUUCUCCCAUCCUCUGAUUGGUUGAUUGACUGACUGAGAUGAGAUGGCGGAUACUUGUCUGUCGAUACCAGCUCCAAAUCAUGGCUUUGCGGAGUUUUUCAAAGCCAACUUUCAAGAUUAUUUCUCACUACAGAUGUUUCUCCUACUCAAGAUGUCACCUUUCGUCUUCCAGUGAUUGGCCAUGUUUAUCAUUUGUCCUAUUAGGUCAUUCUUUAAGAAAUGUUUGUUCCAUUAGACCAGGGCCAAUAGCAUAUUUCACAUGCAUAACACCCAUAUUCUACUAAGGUGUUCAGUAAAGAAAUGCUGAUGCUAUAUUAGAUGUGUUUUUACGUCCAGUGAUUUCUCAUUUGAGCAACAAUUUCUCUCAGUAUUUCAUUUCAAUUCAACAUCUUAUUUAUACCGUAACUACACAUAACGUGAAUGAAUCAAAUUAUUAAGGUUAAUUUAUAGUUUGUUUGUCAGGGACUGUUUCAGUUUUUUGUAAUUUCGUUGUACAGCAUUCCUUUUAUGGCGCUAGAAUUUUGAUUUGAUAGGUAGCUAGUUAGAUGUGACUUCAUUCAACAUUAUUUCCAUUAAUCACAUAGCAAUUCACUACAAAAAAAGUUAUAACUUAUGAAAUUCAUAAGAGAUUUUAUCAAUUAUAUGUGAGUAUAUUUUAUACAAUCAUUGGUGCUUAUUGAUUAAAAAUGUUUUUUUCAUUUUCUUAAUAAUCUGAGUCUGAUAUAAUCUGUUUUGAAAUCUGGUCCUGUUACGUCGAGUCUGUACUGUGGUUAAAUGACAAGACAGACCAAUACAGAUCAUCAACCAAUCAGCCGUGUGUAGUAGAUCAAAAUCAAAUCAAACUUUAUUGGUCGCGUACAAAGUUUCGCUGAUGUCAUAACAGGUUCAGCGAAAUGCUUAUGUUACUAGCUCCUAAUAAUGCAGUAAAAUGUCAAACAGGUACACUUUUUCAUUUAUCUAUAUAUAUAUCAUUUAUAUAUAUUUUUAAAAAAACAGAAAGCAAAAAAGUGUUGUAACAGAUCCAUUUAACAAACAAAACGGCACUGUAACAGUUAUCCAAUUGUAAUCCAUAACAAUUACAAAAGUAUGUGGACACCUAUUCGUCGAAUAUCUCAUUCCAAAAUCAUUGGCAUUAAUAUGGAGCUGGUCUCCCCUUUGUUAUGAGCCUCUACUCUUCUGGGAAGGCUUUCCACUAGAUGUUGAUUCAUUGCAGCGGGGACUUGCUUCCAUUCAGCCACAAGAACGUUAGUGAGGUCAGGCACUGAUGUUGAGUGAUUAGGCCUGGCUCGCAGUCGGCGUUCCAAUUCAUCCUAAUGGUGUUUCAUGGGGUUGAAGUCAGGGCUCUGUGCAGGCCAGCCAAGUUCUUCCACACCGAACUCAACCAACCAUUUUGGAAUGGACCUCACUUUGUGCAUGGGGGCAUUGUCAUGCUGAAACAGGAAAGGGCCUUCCCCAAACUGUUGCCACAAAGUUGGAAUCACAGAAUCCUCUAGAAUGUAAAUUGUAUGCUGUAGCGUUAAAACAUUUCCCUUCGGCCUCCCGGGUGGCGCAGUGGUCUAGGGCACUGCAUCGCAGCACUAGCUGUGCCACCAGAGACUCUGGGUUCACUCCCAGGCUCUGUCACAGCCGGCCGCGACCAGGAGGUCAGUGGGGCGACCCACAAUUGGCCUAGCGUCGUCUGGGUUAGGGAGGGUCUGGCCCGUAGGGAUAUCCUUGUCUCAUCAUGCACCAGCGGCUCCUGUGGCGGGCUGGGAGCAGUGCACGCAAAGUGCACAGUGUUUCUUCCGACACAUUGGUGCGGCUGGCUUCCGGGUUGGAUGCGCGCUGUGUUAAGAAGUUGGGUUGUCUUUCGGCCUUCGUCUCUCCCUAGCCCGUACGGGAGUUGUAGCGAUGAGACAAGAUAGUAAUUACUAACAAUUGGAUACCACGAAAUUGGGGAGAAACGGGGGUAAAAUAAAAAAUUUAGCCCGAACCAUGAAAAACAGCCCCUAUCUUGUCCCAGACCACUAUCUUGUCUCCACCAAACUUUACACUUGGCACUAUGCAUUGGGGCAAGUAGCAAGGAUCUCCUUGCAUCCUCGAAACCCAGAUUUGUCCGUCUGACUGCCAGAUGGUGAAGAGUAAUUAAUCACUACUCAGAGUCCUAUGGUCGCGAGCUUUACACCACUUCAGCCGACGCUUGGCAUUGCGGAUGGUGUUCUUAGGCUUGUGUGCAUCUGCUCGGCCAUGGAAAACAGUUUCAUGAAGCUCCCGACAAACAGUUAUUGUGCUGACGUUGCUUCCAGAGGCAAUUUGGAACUCGGUAGUGAGGACAGACGGUUUUUACGUGUUUCAGCACUGAGCGGUCCCGUUCUGUAAGCUUGUGUGUAUAUAUUCAGACCCCUUAACUUUUUCCAAAUGUUGUUACUUUACAGCCUUAUUCUAAAAUGUAUUACUGUCACGCUCUGACCUUAGAGAUCCUUAUUAUUCUCUAUGUUUGGUUAGGUCUGGGUGUGACUCGGAUGGGAAAUUCUAUGUUUUCUGGUUCUUUGUUUUUGGCCGAGUGUGGUUCCCAAUCAGAGGCAGCUGUCUAUCGUUGUCUCUGAUUGGGGAUCAUACUUAGGCAGCCUUUUUUUCCCACCAUUAGGUUGUGGUAUCUUGUUUUCUGUUUAGUUACUGUUGCCUGACAGAACUGUGCGUUUUCAAUAUUUUUAUUUUGUAUUAUUUUUUAAUUAAAAUUAUGAACACCUUC